Messenger RNA from Gossypium arboreum, 1374 nucleotides. Its product is annotated as gibberellin 2-beta-dioxygenase 6-like. Bases 98 to 1138 code for a protein of 346 amino acids. NCBI's taxonomy places the organism in Eukaryota, Viridiplantae, Streptophyta, Magnoliopsida, Malvales, Malvaceae. Gene Ontology annotation, molecular function: dioxygenase activity. The transcript has 3 exons. The record is from RefSeq and is a predicted model, not a curated record.
CACUUUAGGACAAAACCUAAUCCCCUCGCUCUAUAUAUACCGUCUGUACUGAACCCUGAAAUACAGAAGAAAAUAUAUAAGGUAUGUGAUUAGAAACAUGCUUCAAAUGAGCAACGUUGGAUCUUACCCUCCUGUGUUUCGCCAGCUGAACGGUGGGGGUGUUCAUCCUCCGCAGCAGAUGAUGGCUCAAUUGAAGAAGAACAACUACUCCAUGGAAGACACCAGUACCACCACCCAAGAAGAUUCAGUUCCAAUCCCUAUGGUGGAUCUUGAGUGCCUUAGCCUGCAUAAGCUUGGGGAUGCUUGUAAAAAUUGGGGUCUUUUUCGUUUGGUUAACCAUGGGAUCCCUUCAACCCUUUUGACCAAACUUCAGUACCAUGCCAAGAUGUUGUUUGGUUUAUCCUUUGAGUCCAAGCAAGCCUUAAUCACUAACCCUAUGUCUUAUUUCUGGGGCACCCCUGCCUUAACCCCAUCUGGGACUGCCCUAAACCCUGCUGCCUCGACUUCAACUAUGAACUGGCUCGAAGGGUUUAAUGUUCCACUCACUCAACUCCCACACUUCCAUUCUGAACAUCCUAUGCUUCAUUGUUUCAGGCUUUUGUUGGAAGAAUAUGGAAGGCACCUUUCAAGGAUUGCCACAACCUUGUUUGAAUCAAUGGCGAAGAAUCUCGAUCUUGAUCCUAAACAAUCCGAGUCUAAGUUAGAUGAAUCCACUGCAUUCAUUCGGGUUUACAGGUAUCCACCGCGCCGCUCCUUGGCUGGCGAGGCUUGGGGCAUGAUCCCACACACCGAUAGCUCAGUGCUUUCCAUAGUGAACCAAGAUCAUGUUGGGGGACUUGAAAUUUUCAAGGACAAUAAAUGGCACUUGGUUAACCCAAUUCCCAACACUCUUGUAGUUCAUAUCGGUGACAUGAUGCAGGCUAUAAGUGACGACGAAUACAUGAGUGUGAAACAUAGAGUGAGAGUGAAGAAGCAGGAGGAGCGGCUAUCAAUCUGCUACUUUGUAUUCCCAGCUGAAGAGAGUGUGAUCCACAGCUCAAAAUAUAAACCUUUUACUUACAAAGAUUUCCAAGAACAAGUGCAAAAAGACACCAGGACUCUAGGCUAUAAAGUUGGCCUCCAAAGGUUCAAAGCUUAAUGCAGAUAUAUAUAUAUAUAUAUAUAUAUAUAUAUGGUUUCAUUAUCUCUUCACUGCAAGUUGGAAAUAAAAUUAAAGGACUGUAGAUAUCAUGAUUUGAACAUUAAGUUUACCGAAUGUGAUAAUUACAUGUUAGAUUCACUUCUAUCAUCAAGCUCCUGCCUCUUUCAUUACUCUUUAGGUCACAGGCAGCAAAAAAUGUAGUUCUUAUUGUUUGAUUUUUUUUUCCCCGAUAA